Molecule: messenger RNA, 4411 nt
Organism: Amborella trichopoda
Lineage: Eukaryota; Viridiplantae; Streptophyta; Magnoliopsida; Amborellales; Amborellaceae
Product: homeobox-leucine zipper protein HOX32
Molecular function (GO): lipid binding; DNA binding; DNA-binding transcription factor activity
Source: RefSeq, a predicted model, not a curated record
AUCUUGUUACUCCUCUCUCUCACUUGUUAUUCUCUCUCUAGCCUGUGGCAUGCUCUCUCCUAGAACCAGUUUUCAACAGUUUGUUUGGAUAUAAAGACUCUCUCUCUGCCAUUUCUUCAUUUUGAGGCCAUUUCCCUUGUUAGGGGCUUAGGGCUCUGAACCAUAUCUCGGUGACACUAUGCUCGCUUCACCUUCACGUCUCUCGGGCGUGAGCAGUUUCAUAGCUCUGAACACUGAUAUGAGAUUUAGGGUCUCUUUGCUCAGUUGGAGCUGAACCUUUGGCAUUGAAGCUCUCUGAUGCGGGAGAAACCGGCUCUCUUUGCUGAGAGAGCCUUUUGUGAGGUAUCUUCCCUGGUUUCUAGGGUUUGCAUCUGGUGAAUCACAGGGAUUUCCAGUUAUUGGCCAUUAAACAGCAUUUGCAGUGGUUACCUUUGAAUCAUAGCUCAAAAUAAGAGAUUUUUGCUUGAUGCAACGAGUUUUGGUGUUAUUUAGUCAAAGAGGUCGUUUGAGCUAGUUGCAUGCAAAUGAUUCAUGUUUUGCUAGUUGCAUACAAAGGAUUCAUGUUUUUUUCAACCUUCGAAUGAGCUUUUGGAGCUGGUUUGUAGAAAUUAGAGCUUUGAACACAGUCACUUAGGUUCAAAUCUCUCUAACACUACGGUUCCUGAGGAUCAACGAGGCCAUUUGAGUUCUCUUACUGCAGUGAAUUAAAAGGAUUCCAGUCCUAGUCGAACUUUCCUGGCUUAUGUUUCUGAAAAUCCUACUGAAAAUCCUAAAAUGCAUAAAAAGGCUAGGUUUUCGGCUGUUAACGAGCUUUCUGAGCAUAUUUUCUGAGACUAUCAAGAGAUAUUCAUCCUUCUCUGCUCGUAAAACCAGCACUCAGGUCUUACAUAUUGAUCGCCUCAUCUGGUUGAGGACACCUGGGACAUCUAAUUCCUCGGUAAACAGAGAACUUUAGCAUCUGAGAAUACUUCCUCAAAUCGUGAAAGUUUUUGGCCUUAGGUCUGUGGAAAAGAGAUUAUUUUUUGUCAAAGAAGUUUUCUUGGUAUUUUUCUCGGGUUGGAAGCUCGUGCUUAGUGAGAAUUUGAGAAAAGGUGAAAGGAAGGGAUUUAUGUGAUUUUGUGGUCAAAUCUGCUCACAUUUGUUCAGCCCUGUCGAAUGUGGUAUUGGAGUUAAAAGAUUUACCUUUUGAUAGGAGUUUUGGCUCGAUCUAUUUGACUGUUACUCUUGUUCUCAUUGAGCUUGCCUCCGCUUAUAUAGAUUAAUCUGGUUAAUUCACUUUGCUGUUGAAAGGAAUUUGAGCAGAGUGUAUUGGGUGUAGUCGAUAUAUUCAAGCUCGUUACCUGGGUUAAAUCUUAAGAAAAAGGGUUUUUCGUGCAAAGGGUUUUGCGAUGAAGCAGAGUUUCCAUAAUGUACCUUCAAAUACCUCUGGAAACAUGAGGUGAUUUAGAAGAAGCUUUUGAGGUAGCUGUAAAGCUUCUUCAAGAAAGAACUUCGACAACUUUGUUAGAAAUCUGAGACGUGAACUUUGAAGUUCCAAAAGUCCAAAGAAAGUGACCAUUAAAUGAGCUUCUGAUAACUGUAAGGGUUUCAUUUAUUAGAGAAGCUCUUUCUGUCAUUUAAUGGCAGUAGCUGUACAUAAAGAUAGUAGCAAGCACAUGGACUCCAGCAAAUAUGUUCGAUACACAGCUGAACAGGUUGAGGCUUUAGAACGAGUGUACAAUGAGUGCCCUAAGCCGAGUUCUCUUCGUCGCCAGCAACUUAUCAGAGAAUGCCCAAUACUAUGCAAUAUUGAGCCUAAGCAGAUCAAAGUCUGGUUUCAAAAUCGGAGGUGUCGAGAGAAGCAGAGAAAAGAAGCGUCUCGACUCCAAACUGUUAAUAGAAAGCUCACAGCAAUGAAUAAGCUGUUAAUGGAAGAGAAUGAUCGCUUGCAGAAGCAGGUUGCACAACUUGUUUACGAGAAUGGCUAUAUGCGACAGCAGCUGCAAAAUGUAUCUGUAGCCACGACUGAUACAAGCUGUGAGUCUGUUGUUACGAGCGGUCCGCAACAACAAAACCCCACACCUCAGCGUCCUCCACGGGAUGCAAAUAACCCCGCUGGACUCCUGUCAAUUGCAGAGGAGACCUUGGCAGAGUUCCUCUCCAAAGCCACAGGAACUGCUGUUGAUUGGGUCCAGAUGCCUGGGAUGAAGCCUGGUCCGGAUUCGAUAGGAAUUGUUGCCAUUUCGCAUAGUUGCAGUGGAGUGGCCGCAAGAGCCUGUGGUCUCGUAAGUUUGGAACCUACAAAGGUUGUGGAGAUCCUUAAAGAUCGUAUGUCAUGGUUUCGGGACUGCCGUAAUUUUGACAUAUUGACUGUGCUUCCGUUGGGUAGUGGAGGGACAAUUGAACUGAUAUAUAUGCAGACUUAUGCCCCAACUACCUUAGCACCUGCACGCGACUUUUGGACUUUGAGAUAUACUUGUGGUUUAGAGGACGGAAGUCUCGUGGUCUGUGAGAGAUCUCUGACAAGUUCUAAUGGGAGUCCACAUGGGCAGCCUGUGCCAAAUUUUGUGAGGGCCGAGAUGCUCCCUAGUGGUUAUUUGAUCCGGCCUUGUGAAGGUGGAGGAUCAAUAAUUCACAUUGUUGACCAUCUCAAUUUAGAGGCCUGGAGUGUGCCUGAGGUGCUACGACCAUUGUACGAAUCAUCCAAGGUCUUAGCUCAGAAAAUGACAAUUGCUGCUCUGCGUCAUAUCCGGCAAAUUGCUCAAGAGAUGAGUGGUGAGGUAGUCUUUGGCUGGGGUAGGCAACCCGCCGUUCUCCGUACAUUUAGCCAGAGAUUGAGCAGGGGUUUCAAUGAUGCAGUCAACGGCUUUGCGGAUGAUGGAUGGUCCUUAAUGAGCAGUGAUGGUGUGGAAGAUGUUAGUGUUGUCAUAAACACAUCCCCAAACAAGCAUGUAGGUAUGAGUGGAGGCAUCCUCUGUGCUAAGUCAUCGAUGCUACUUCAGAAUGUUCCACCUGCAUUACUCAUUCGAUUCCUUCGGGAACACCGAUCGGAAUGGGCUGAUAGCAACAUCGACGCCUACUGUGCUGCAUCCCUCAAGGCCAACCCUUUUGCCAUUCCAGGGUCGGGUCCCUCACGUUUCACGGGGAGCCAGAUCAUUCUGCCACUUGCUCACACUGUGGAAAAUGAAGAGUUCGUUGAAGUAAUUCGACUUGAAGGCCAUGGUUUUCCCCAAGAAGAAGCAGUUGUGUGUCGGGAUCUAUAUCUGUUGCAGCUUUGCAGUGGGGUGGACGAGAAUGCAGUGGGGGCCAUUUCCCAGCUUGUCUUUGCACCGAUUGACGACUCAUUUGCUGAUGAUGCUCCAUUGCUGCCAUCUGGUUUCCGCGUGAUACCACUUGACUCAAAAACGAACCCACAAGACAAUACAGCUGCUGCGAUCCGAACCCUUGACCUCACAUCGUCUCUCGACAUAGGCUCAGCUACCAACCGAGCCUCAGGUGAUGGAGGCGGCCCAAACUCCUGUAAUAAUCUUCGAUCUGUGCUCACAAUUGCCUUUCAAUUUACUUUUGAGCCUCACAUGCGCGACAAUGUGGUGGCCAUGGCCCGACAAUAUGUGCGUGGGGUGGUUGGUUCUGUUCAAAGGGUUGCGAUGGCGAUUUCUCCCUCUAGGCUUGGUGCACAAAUGGGGCCCAGGUUGCCCCCUGGUUCACCUGAGGCUGUCACGCUAACACGAUGGAUCACUCACAGCUAUAGGUUCCAUUUGGGAGUAGAUUUGCUGAGGGCUGACUGCCAUGCCGGGGACUCUGUAAUGAAGUUGCUCUGGCACUACUCAGAUGCAAUUAUGUGCUGCUCUUUGAAGGCUUUGCCAGUCUUCACGUUCGCAAACCAGGCAGGGCUAGACAUGCUUGAGACUACCCUAGUGGCGCUACAAGACAUUAGCUUGGACAAAAUUCUCGACGAAGGAGGGCGCAAAUCCUUGUGCUCGGACUUCACAAAGAUAAUGCAGCAGGGAUAUACGUACUUGCCGGCUGGUAUAUGCGUUUCAAGUAUGGGUCGUCCAGUCUCUUAUGAUCAAGCCAUUGCAUGGAAGGUUCUUACUGAGGAAGAAGCCACCCAUUGCCUUGCUUUCAUGUUCAUCAACUGGUCCUUCGUUUGAUCUCUCUCCCCCGCUCCCGCCCCCGCCCCCGCCCCCCACAGGUUUUUAGAUACCAUAACCGCACACGCUCUCUCUCUUUAUUUUAGAUUUCACUAGUGCACCACACUUUUAUGGGUUUUCGUCUCUCUUUUCCCCGUUUUUCUUUUCUUUUGUUUUGAUUUAGACAGAAGGAAGUGGGAACUAAAUUAUAGAUGGAUGUAUUAUGACACCAAUAUAUAAAGAUAUAAAAAUGACUGUUGUGGGUAGGAAAUGAAGGUUGCCUAGGCCUUGGCUGCAUU